Messenger RNA from Cucurbitaria berberidis CBS 394.84, 1341 nucleotides. RefSeq lists its product as uncharacterized. The record is from RefSeq and is a predicted model, not a curated record. NCBI's taxonomy places the organism in Eukaryota, Fungi, Ascomycota, Dothideomycetes, Pleosporales, Cucurbitariaceae. The transcript is spliced from 2 exons. The coding region runs from base 1 to 1341 and encodes 446 amino acids.
AUGGACAGCUAUGAGUCGUUUGCGCCUGGUGCGGCUCUUGUCGACGUGCAGAAUGGAAAUUUAAACGAUACACGGCUGACGCAGUCUGCCUUUCCCUUCCUGAAGCUUCCCCGCGAGCUUCGAGAUGAGGUCUACAAUCAAGUCUAUAAUAUCCAAGACGACCGCAGCGAGCGCGCCCUCCGUAUCGAACGCAGGAAUUUGAAAUACUUCAAGACCUCUGCCGCUGCCAUCCUCCUCGUCCUCCAUCACGAAUACUUCCUCCUCAACCGGCAAAUAGCCCGAGAAGCUCUCGAAGUCCUCUUCAAGAACCACACCGUUUUCCUCAGCUGCGGCCCCUUCGUACUCAAGACGCUGUUGGAAAGGAUCGAGCAGCAGAAUGGGCCGGGUAGACAAUGGUUGAAGUGGAUAAAGAAGAUCGAACUCGACUGGGUGACAUUCCCCAAUCUGAAACUGUAUCCGCCAGAUAGGGAACAAGGGAGAGAUGAGUGGUACUGGGAACACGAUGAGGCUGAAGUCGAUGUAGACUUUGUACGCGGUGCGCAGUAUAACGGGCAUUACGACGAGUAUGAUCACGAAGGCGGCCAUUACGAAGACAACUUCUACGAACCUUGCAACACUUCACUCUACCCUUCCUUCCGCCAACCCACCGCCACUCAACCGACCAGUUCAAACGAUCCCUUUGGCUUCGCGAACCAUUACCCAUUCACAGACCCGUCGCGAGAACCGGCCCAGGAGGCUUCAGCCGAAGACAUCGCCUCAAAACUAGACCUCCUCGUAUCAAUGGAAGUAACGCCACUCUUUUCCUACCUCGCCUCCCCAACCUUUAAUCUCACUACUAUCACUAUUCCAUUGUACUUUAUAUCGAAGCAGUCGCACCACAAUCGUAGCGUCACACGGCCUGGCUACGCACUCCCUCUCAAGAUCAGGUACUGGGUGCAAGUCUGCGUCCACGCGUUACUUAUGCUCCAAUCACCUUCCUCCUCCUCCUCCUCCUCCUCCUCCUCCUCCUCCUCAUUCCUCCCAACAUUGCAGCAUGUCCGCAUAAAGUAUCUACCUUGGGAUAUCUGGGCUUCUAUGGAUCCUGCCGAUGACCUCCACCGCAUGGGCGACAAGGGUGUCUGGUUCGACGCGCUCGAAGACGGCGAAGGGGGCGAGAGGGAAGGCGAGGGCGAAGCGUUCCGUGCUAUAUGGGCUAGUAUGAGGACGAAGCUUUUGGACGAACAAAGGCAGAGGAUGGGACUAAAGGCAGACGUCAAGUUUGUGCCGUGGGAUGGGAAUGUCGACAGCUGGAGGGUAGGGGAUGAGCUUGAGGUUAUCUUGACAAGGGCCGAAGGCGACUGA